Messenger RNA from Bacillus rossius redtenbacheri, 2516 nucleotides. RefSeq names its product putative inorganic phosphate cotransporter. Gene Ontology annotation, molecular function: transmembrane transporter activity. The transcript has 10 exons. NCBI's taxonomy places the organism in Eukaryota, Metazoa, Arthropoda, Insecta, Phasmatodea, Bacillidae. Gene Ontology annotation, cellular component: membrane. Gene Ontology annotation, biological process: monoatomic anion transport; transmembrane transport. The coding region runs from base 834 to 2363 and encodes 509 amino acids. The record is from RefSeq and is a predicted model, not a curated record.
CUACAUUAGGCAUUUGAUGGUAAAACCUCAUUAUUCCCGCUCCCUUUAACUUGUAUCUCUGGAUAACCCAUUUUCGCUUGAAUAAUCAGUUGCCCGAUAGCUUGGUAAAACUUAGAUAAAUAAAUAUUCCUUUUUGGGUUGGUGUAUUGGAACAUUUUAGGGGUGAGCAUGCAGCAGUGUCAUGUAGGCUAGAGCAGCAUGGUAAAUGUUUUUUUUAAGAGUGCAUUCAGCAGUGUAAAUGCCUCGGGGGGUCAGCGGACUAAUGUUUCCGGAGCGGAUAGUAAACGUUGAGGUAGUAAAACCUUUGUGUGUGGGUGGCGUAAAUCUUUAGCGACCGUCACUUCACGAGGUAAUUGAGUGGCUGGGCGGGCGAAGGAGGUGGAGGGGCAGAGGAGCAGACUGUUUGUUAAGCAGCUGGAAUAGAAUUCAAGGUCGGAGCUGACGGGACCGGGGCGUCGAGAGAGGACGGAAAGGUUGAGAUAGAACGCCGCGACGGCGAGGAAGUGAAGCGGGGCGGCGGAGGUGAUGGCGGGGGAUCCCGGACGCGUGGCUCGCCGCGGAGGACUCUCGGGAAAGGGUAGGGCAGCGCUGCUCUGUGCCCGCGAGUAACGUACCUGCGGCCGGCGACCGGAGACCAGCCUUGUGCCGGGAUAAAGUCCCGCAUCGCAAACCGCUCGGCGCCCGGAAGUUUGCUACCUGUUGCCGAUCGGUCAACCACGCGAGCAAAGUUUUCGUUACCACAAUCCAAUCCUCAUUCUGAAGAAACAUUCAAUGGACGAGAGAUCAAGUAACGAUCUGAAGCAGAAACGUACAGAAAACGCUUCGCAGGAAAUAUGACAUUUGGCUGCGAACCCUCGGCGGGCGCCGUCCUCUGGUACGUGGUGUUCUUCGGCUUCGCCAUCAACUACAUGGUGCGCAUCAACGUCAACAUCGCCAUCGUGUCGAUGGUGCAGCCGCGGGGACGGCCGGCCGGCGAGACGGACGCACGGGUCAGCGAGUGCUUCCCGGCGGGGGGGGACGAGCCCUCGCCGCCGAGGGGGGGAGCCGCCGGAGGGAACGCGUCAGCGCCGCGCGUCGCGGAGGAGGAGCCCGCGCAGUUCCCGUGGGACGAGCACCAGCAGUCCCUGGUGCUGGGCGCCUUCUUCUGGGCCCACUGGGCGACCCAGCUGCCCGGCGGCGUGCUGGCCCAGCGAUACGGCACCAAGCUCGUCUUCGGCCUCAGCAACUGGCUGCAGUGCCUGCUGAGCUUCUUCAUCCCGCUGGCCGCCCAGCUCGACCUCCGGAUCCUCGUCUUCAUCCGGUUCCUGCAGGGCCUCAUCGCGGGUUUCGCCUGGCCGUCCAUGCACAACCUUACGGCGGCAUGGGUCCCACCCAACGAGCGGAGCAAAUUCGUCACGUCGUACAUGGGCAGCUCCGUCGGAGUGAUGGUGACGUUCCCCCUGUUCGGCUGGCUCACGGGCGUGCACGGCUGGCCGUCCGUGUUCUACGUGACAGGGGCGCUGGGCACGGCGUGGUUCUGCGCCUGGUGGCUGCUCGUGUUCGACACGCCCGCGGAGCACCCGCGCAUGUCCAGCGAAGAGCGCGACCGCAUCGAGGACAGCCUCCGCCACUCCAAGGCCAGCAAGAAGUUGCCAACCCCGUGGAAGCACAUCCUGCUGUCGGCGCCGGUGUGGAUGAACAUCGUGGCACAGUGGGGGGACACCUGGGAGAUGUUCACGCUCACCACGCAGGCCCCCACCUACUUCAAGUACAUCCACGGCUGGGACGUCGGCAUGACGGGCCUGCUGUCGGGACUGCCGCACCUCUGCCGCAUCGUGGUCGCCUACUUCAUGGGCGUGCUGUGCGACUGGCUGCUGCAGAGCGACGUGCUCCCGCGCACGGCCGUCAGGAAGAUCGCCACAGCCGUGUGCUGCAUCGGCCAGGGCGUCUUCACCGUGGGGCUGGCGUUCAGCGGCUGCAACAAGCUGGUGUCGGUUGCCUGCCUGAUGCUGGCGACGGGAAUGAGCGGCGCCAUCUCGAGCGGCCCGCUGGCGAGCCACAUCGACCUCAGUCCCAACUUCGCGAGUAUCCUACUCGGCGUGGGGAACAUGAUCACUGUAAUCCCAGGCAUCAUAUCGCCCAUCAUUGUCGGCAUCCUCACGUACCACAACCAAACGGUGGGGCAGUGGCAGACGGUGUUCCUGAUCACGGCGGUGAUGUCAGCCUCGGUGGGCGUCUGCUACCUGCUGUGCGGGUCCUCGGAGCUGCAGGAAUGGAACGACCCGGCGCCCACCCAGGGGCUGAAGCUGCUGUCCGGCGCGGGGCAGGCUCUUCUGCCCGAGCACGGCACGCCCACGGCGCGGCGCGGCGCGGAGGACGCGUGACUCCCCGCGCCGUCCCCCCCCCCCGCCUCCCCGGGCUCCAGCCGGCUGCCUCCCCGCGUCUCCCUGCGCCCUCAGGCGGGUCUGCUCGAGCGUUCUUCUCGGCGAAGCCGCGUCACGCCCAGGGGCGUAGCCAGGGAUGGGGGGGGGGGGGGG